AUGGAUUGGAUAUGCGGCAAACGGGAGUGGCCGGAUGUCGUGGAUGACAUCAAACCGCCUCGUGCGCAGUGCGAGAACCUGCGAUCGCCGAAGGGCUCCGGGAUCCGAGAGGGCGAGUUCUGCAUUUGUAGCUACUACUACUACUACUACUACUACUACUACUACUACUACUACUACUACUACUACUACUACUACUACUACUACUACUACUACUACUACUACUACUACUACUACUACUACUACUACUACUACUACUACUACUACUACUACUACUACUACUACUACUACUACUACUACUACUACUACUACUACUACUACUACUACUACUACUACUACUACUACUACUACUACUACUACUACUACUACUACUACUACUACUACUACUACUACUACUACUACUACUACUACUACUACUACUACUACUACUACUACUACUACUACUACUACUACUACUACUACUACUACUACUACUACUACUACUACUACUACUACUACUACUACUACUACUACUACUACUACUACUACUACUACUACUACUACUACUACUACUACUACUACUACUACUACUACUACUACUACUACUACUACUACUACUACUACUACUACUACUACUACUACUACUACUACUACUACUACUACUACUACUACUACUACUACUACUACUACUACUACUACUACUACUACUACUACUACUACUACUACUACUACUACUACUACUACUACUACUACUUAGUGCUAUGA
Penicillium diatomitis is the source of this 741-nucleotide messenger RNA. RefSeq lists its product as uncharacterized. Bases 1 to 741 code for a protein of 246 amino acids. The transcript has 3 exons. Lineage: Eukaryota; Fungi; Ascomycota; Eurotiomycetes; Eurotiales; Aspergillaceae. The record is from RefSeq and is a predicted model, not a curated record.